UCUUCUGCUGGGGAAGAGCAUGUGGGUGUGGGUGAGAAGAGUAGGAGAACGUGGGAAUAAUUGAAUGAGGCUAAGAAUCCUUCAGACUUGCAAAGAUAAUUCAAUUUUUUAAUAAGAAUUUGUUUUAGUUCUCUGUUCUUGCAGAGAGCACAUGUGACGUUGUUGCGUUAGUGACCCUGCUACCUUAUUUAAAGAGGCGGUGCUUGUGCUUGGAAAUAGCACUCACUCAGACCCGAGAAAAAUAAAACAAUAAAAGACCCUCCUCCAUUGUCUUCAUUUGCUCUGCUUCCGUUUUGGGUACGCGGCAGAAAUGGCGAAACUAGUUUUUGCAGCGGCAGUGUUGUUUGGAAUAUUGAAUAUCUGCACGAUUCAAGUAGCUGCAUUUGCACCAUCUGGGUGGACUAAAGCCCACGCUACGUUUUACGGAGGAAGUGAUGCCUCGGGAACAAUGGGCGGGGCUUGUGGGUACGGAAACUUGUAUUCGACAGGGUACGGAACUCGGACAGCGGCUCUAAGUACAGCAUUGUUCAACAAUGGGGCAUCAUGUGGGCAGUGCUACAAGAUCAUGUGCGACUACAAAACGGAUUCCAGAUGGUGCAUAAAAGGAACUUCUAUCACCGUCACGGCCACCAACUUUUGCCCUCCCAACUACGCUCUCCCGAACAACAAUGGAGGCUGGUGCAACCCACCCCUCCAGCAUUUCGACAUGGCUCAGCCCGCUUGGGAGAAGAUUGGCAUUUACAGGGGUGGAAUUAUUCCCGUUCUCUUCCAGAGGGUUCCAUGCAAGAAGCAUGGUGGAGUUCGAUUCACAGUGAACGGGAGGGACUACUUUGAGCUGGUUAUGAUUAGCAACGUGGCAGGGGCUGGGUCUAUUCAAUCCGUGUCUAUUAAAGGUUCAAAAACCAGUUGGAUGGCCAUGUCAAGGAACUGGGGAGCUAAUUGGCAGUCCAAUUCGUAUCUGAAUGGUCAAUCUUUAUCCUUCAAGAUCACCACCUCUGAUGGCCAAGUUCGGCAAUUCAUUAACGUCGUUCCUUCAAACUGGAAAUUUGGCCAAACCUUCAGUAGCGGAGUGCAAUUCUAUUAAUUAGAAACUAAAACACAGCUUUAGAGUUCAAAGGGUUUUGAGAAUUGAGGUUUGUUCCGGAUAGGCAGAGGCGUGCUUGUUAUUUUUCUGAAGCAGCCCGCCGCUCCUUUUUCGUCCGUCUAUGAAAUUUAAUUCUGGCUGGUAAAUUGAGGUGGGGUGGAAAAACCCAUGAACUCAAGGCUUGUUGCUACUAAUAUUACCACAAAGUGUUUAAUUUUUUGGUAUUUUUCUGAAGCAAAGGAGCACUUCGAGGGUUGACCCACGAAUGUUCCCCCUGCUACUGUGUCGUAUUUGUCAUAGCACUUGCAAUAAGACGCUAGCACAUGAAGGUGCAGCUUCGCCAUGUAGAAAUAUUUACCUUUUUUUACAAUUUGUUACAUGCUUUUUUUUUUUUUUUUUUGGGCCCUUUUUCUUUUGUUAUAUGCUUGUAAUAUGUAACUUACUUGUAAUACUCCAAAUUACAUAAUUGGGAAUUAAAAAGUGCUCUGAAAAUCUUGUAGCGUGAAGCUUUGUGCAUUUCAGCUUC
Messenger RNA from Ziziphus jujuba (common jujube), 1610 nucleotides. RefSeq names its product expansin-A11. NCBI's taxonomy places the organism in Eukaryota, Viridiplantae, Streptophyta, Magnoliopsida, Rosales, Rhamnaceae. Gene Ontology annotation, cellular component: extracellular region. The coding region runs from base 311 to 1084 and encodes 257 amino acids. Gene Ontology annotation, biological process: plant-type cell wall organization. The record is from RefSeq and is a predicted model, not a curated record. The transcript is spliced from 3 exons.